This is a messenger RNA of Cuscuta epithymum, 768 nucleotides long. NCBI's taxonomy places the organism in Eukaryota, Viridiplantae, Streptophyta, Magnoliopsida, Solanales, Convolvulaceae. The record is from the annotation of a GenBank genome assembly.
GGAUAAUCUCCAAGAAAGGUAUGACCAUCAACAAAAGGUCCUUUUACCAAAAGCUCAAUAUGACUGGAUCAAUUUACGAUUCCAGGAUUACAAAUCUGUAAGUGACUACAAUUCUGCUUUGUUCCAAAUAACAUCAAAACUAAAGUUAUGCGGACAAAAAGUCACUGAUGCUGAAAUGUUGGAGAAAACUUUGUCCACUAUGCAUGUUUCAAAUGUGCUUUUACAAGAGCAAUAUAGACAAAAGCAUUUUCAAAAGUAUUCUGAUUUGAUAUCAGUAUUACUAUUUGCUGAGACGAAUACCGACAUUUUGAUGAGAAACCACAAUAUGAGACCCACGGGUUGUAGCCCGGUUAGUUUUGGUCCACCAAAUCAUGGUUCAAAACAUGAAUCAAAUGCAACCCAUAGUGGUGCUCGUGGACAUUUCAAACAUGGUCGUGGUAUUGGUCGUUAUAAUGGACCUAGCCGGGGAAACAAACAGAGUAGUAGCUCAUUUUACAAAGGCAAGGGUAAGCAAAACCGCCAUCAAACAAAGAGCCCGACGAAAUCUUCAGAAAAGGCCAAAGUCACUUGCUUUAAGUGUGGCACGUCGGGACAUUGGGCAAAUAAGUGUCGUACACCUAGACACUUGAUUGAUUUAUAUAAAUCAUCUCUAAAAGGAAAGAAUGUGGAAACUAAUUACGUCAACGAAAAUGAUCCACCAAUGCCCACAUUCAAUGUGUCUGAUUUCUAUAUGGACGAUAAUGAGAUGAACACUGACAUCAUUAUGGG